Messenger RNA from Aspergillus terreus NIH2624, 504 nucleotides. RefSeq lists its product as uncharacterized. The record is from RefSeq and is a predicted model, not a curated record. Bases 1 to 504 code for a protein of 167 amino acids. The transcript has 3 exons. NCBI's taxonomy places the organism in Eukaryota, Fungi, Ascomycota, Eurotiomycetes, Eurotiales, Aspergillaceae.
AUGUCUUUUGUUCAGUUUCAGUUGGAUCCGACUGUACGAGCUCCGCCGCCGACGACGUCGGAAGGCAUUCUUUCUACUCGCACGACCCGUGUGAGUAAGCCACUAGUGCAGACAACAAUUCCCAGCAUGUUUCCGAAGCAGAGACUCAGGCCGUCUCAGGUCCAGUCGAAGCUUGUUAACAAGCAGUCUCGGUUGGGUCGGACUAUACGAGCUCCGCCACCGAAGACGUCGGAAGGCAGUCUUUCUACCCGCACAACCCGUGUGAGUAAGCCACUAGUGCAGAAAAAAGUUGACAUCAUGUUUGCGAAGCAGAGACUCAGGCAGUCUCAGGCCCAGCCGAAGCUUGUUAACGGGCAGACUGCCGACAUAUCCCGUCAGGCGUCGCCUUCCAACAACGUGGGUGACGUGGGAUCACUUAAUGGGACGUUUAACCCGCCUUGGAGCAUCUCGGAGAAAUCCUCUAGGCCAUUGGAUCUUUCUCCGAUGGACGAUGCAUCGGUUUAG